AUGACUGUCAACGAGAGGAGGAGGUCAAGGGGACUCUCUAAUCCUAAUGAUUUCCAGGAAGAGCACCUUUUGCAGCACCCAGGAAACUAUCCACGGGAGAGAUAUAUGAAGCGUAUGACACGCAUAAGGUAUGCUAUGAGACAGUAUUUGAUCCAAUUCACUGACAAUCAGUCGUUAGCCCUCUUUGAAUGGCAGGCGAGGCAUAGAACUCAAUUCAGAGAUGUCUACUUUGCAUACACUGCCUUAUUAGGAUCGCAUACAUUUUAUGUGCUCUGUUUACCAAUUCCGGCAUUCCUUGGGGCAUUUGACUUAGUCCGUGAUAUGGUCUACAUUCUGGGAUACUCGAUCUACCUUUCAGGAUUUUUCAAGGAUUAUUGGUGUCUACCAAGGCCUCAGUCACCGCCAUUGCAUCGAAUAACACUAAGUGCGUAUACAGCCCUAGAAUAUGGGGCACCAAGUUCGCAUUCAGCAAAUGCUACAGGAGUCACUUUACUAUUGCUGUGGAAUACAUGGACUUCUCCCACGUUAAGCCUACCAGUAAAGCUAGGCUGUUCAUUCCUAUCUCUCUUUUAUUACUUCACUUUGGUAGUUGGGCGCAUAUAUUGUGGUAUGCAUGGAAUGCUGGAUAUAACUAGCGGUGCUGCAAUAGGGAUAGUAUGUUUCGUGGUACAGCUUCUCGCCAAGAGUUUCUUAAGUGGGUAUGAUCUCACCACUCGCUGGUGGUUCCCAAUUUGCAGUGUUGGCUGGGGAUUAUUAAUCCUAUUGAAUCACGUCAGGCCUAUCGACGAGUGCCCAUGUUUCGAGGACAGUGUUGCAUUCAUCGGUGUGGUGAGCGGGGUAGAAUGUGGUGAUUGGUUUUUACAUAGGUUCGGCAAGGUCGCAGGUGCCGAUAUGGGAUUGCAAAGAGGAUUUCGCUUUUUCAUUUACAGAUUAUGUGUUGGAAUACCAUGCAUCGUUAUCUGGAAGUACGUGAUAAGUAAACCGCUGGCGUACAAUUUCUUAAUCAAAGUUCUACGAUUUAAAGAUGACAGAGAUGAAAAGGCCGCUGUACAUGCCAAAAAGAAUGAAGACGUGAAGUGCCCUCUAUAUAUCGGUGAAGCCAAGAUCGAUAUCUUUGGAAGGUUUAUCAUAUACGCAGGCAUCCCGAUCACAGUGGUUAUUAUAUGCCCUGCAAUGUUUGAACUUUUAAAUAUCAUGUCAUAUUGA
This is a messenger RNA of Torulaspora delbrueckii, 1206 nucleotides long. RefSeq names its product phosphatase PAP2 family protein. Bases 1 to 1206 code for a protein of 401 amino acids. Gene Ontology annotation, cellular component: endoplasmic reticulum membrane. The transcript has a single exon. Gene Ontology annotation, molecular function: sphingosine-1-phosphate phosphatase activity. Lineage: Eukaryota; Fungi; Ascomycota; Saccharomycetes; Saccharomycetales; Saccharomycetaceae. The record is from RefSeq and is a predicted model, not a curated record.